This is a messenger RNA of Phyllostomus discolor (pale spear-nosed bat), 3866 nucleotides long. RefSeq names its product zinc finger protein 501-like. The record is from RefSeq and is a predicted model, not a curated record. The coding region runs from base 767 to 2251 and encodes 494 amino acids. Gene Ontology annotation, biological process: regulation of transcription by RNA polymerase II. Gene Ontology annotation, molecular function: RNA polymerase II cis-regulatory region sequence-specific DNA binding; DNA-binding transcription factor activity. NCBI's taxonomy places the organism in Eukaryota, Metazoa, Chordata, Mammalia, Chiroptera, Phyllostomidae. The transcript has 2 exons.
AGCAGUGGAGACUCCGUCCAUUGGGUUGUGGAAGCUGGUGGUAGGUUAAUUCUCUUGGGGAAUAUCAGAAGGUUCUUUCAGUUUACACUUUUAUCAGUUACAAACAGCAAUGAGUGGAAACCUCUUGUGAGCAGCUCACAUGGGUCUGAAUCUGGAAAGGUCAAGGAUGGAGUCAUGCAAAAGUGGUGGCUCUUUUUAUGCAGUGGGGUGAAGGGGGCAGAGCUGAGGGAGUGAACCUGGGUGUGAAGCUAUGACGCAGGGAGAGAUCACACAGUGUGUGCACAGCUAGAGGAAGUGUGAGUGGAUGGCUUACAUUCUUGGUGUUUGGAAUUAAGGGUGAAGCCUAAGACCAUUUAUGGCUGGGUUUGGAGGCCUGAUCUGGGAGACUCAGUGGACUUGUUUAGCAGGAAGAAUGAGGCCCUGCAGGCAGGGCCCUGAGUUUAGAUAGCAUUUAUCUGCCCCACUAUCUCUUAUCCUGCCUGCCUUUGCUCAGGACAAUGUGAGAGGUGAAUGAGACUGUGAUGAGACAGCAGGCAGACCAACUGCUGCUGUCUUCCCUGAUGGGGGGAUGUUCUGUAAGGAAUUCACUGUGGGGAACAGUAGGAUUUUGGGUCUUAGACUGUUCCAGAUUCAUUUGUAUUAAUUCUGAUAGGUUUUUGUGACAUUUGAAGACAUCGCUGUGUAUCUGUCCAGGACAGAAUGGUUCCUUCUGGAUGAGGCUCAGAGACAUGUGUUCCUCAGUAUUGUGCUGGAGAACUAUGCUCUUAUGUCAUUGCUGGGUUGCUGCUGUGGAGCAGAGGAUGGGGAGGCACCCAUUGAAGAGAAUGUUUCUGUAAGAGUCUCAAGGGCUAUGAAUCUGAAGUCAGCACUGUCUUCCCAGAAGAACCACCCAUGUGAAAGUUGUGGGUGUGUCUUGAGACAAAUUUUCUUCUCCAUUGACCAGCAGGGAACCCAACAGGUCCCAACACUGCUGAGGUGUGGGGCAUGUGCAAAACCAUUUUAUUUCAGUGCACAGAGUCACCAGCUCCAGGAGCAGGACACGACAAAGAAUUGUUUCAUCAGCAGUGUGGACAGGGUCUCGCUUGCAAAGAGCUGCAAUUCCCAUGUGUUGUGGAAGGCUCGUAGCUCUAGUCAGGAUGAAAAAUGCUUCCUCAUCAAUUCUGGACAUCAUGAGCCACUGGCUGCUUACGCCAUGCACAGGACAAAGGAAAUCUCUAAGUCUGGGAUGACUUUUCAAACUACAAAAUAUUACACAGCAGGAGAAUGCAAUAAAGCUAUUGGCUGUGAUGACACACUCAUUGAGGACCAGAGCUUCCUUACUGGAAGACAGUGUUUUCUGUGUUGUGAAUGUGGGAAGUCUUUUACCAGGAUUUCUGCCCUCCAUGUUCAUAAGAGAGUUCAUACUGGAGAAAGGCCUUAUAAGUGCGGAGAAUGUGGGAAAUCUUUCAGUGGUAGCUCUGGUCUUGGUUAUCAUAAGAAAGUUCACACUGGAGAAAGGCCUUAUAAGUGCAGGGAAUGUGGGAAAUCUUUCAGCAGUAGCUCAGGUCUUGGUCAUCAUCAGAAAGUUCACACUGGGGAAAGGCCUUAUGAAUGCACUGAAUGUGGGAAAUCAUUUAAGCGAAAAGAUUCCUUUAAUUCUCAUCAGAGAGUUCACACCGGAGAAAGGCCUUACAAGUGUGGUGAAUGUGGGAAAAAUUUCAGCAGUAGCUCAGGUCUUGGUCAUCAUCAGAAAGUUCACACUGGAGAAAGGCCUUAUGAGUGCACUGAAUGUGGGAAAUCGUUUAAGCAAAAAGAUUCCCUUAAUUCUCAUCAGAGAAUUCACAGUGGAGAAAGGCCUUAUAAGUGUGGUGAUUGUAGUAGAUCUUUUAGCCGUAGCUGUGACCUCCGUAAACAUCACAGAGUUCACACUGGUGAAAGGCCUUAUGAGUGUGGUGAAUGUGGGAAAUCUUUUACUCGUAGCUCUUCCCUCCGUAUUCAUCACAGAGUCCACACAGGAGAAAGACCAUAUAAUUGCGGUGAAUGUGGGAAAUCUUUUACCCAUAGCUUUCUUCUUCAUCGUCAUCAGAAAGUUCACACUGAAGAAAGCCCUUAUAAGUGUGGUGAAUGUGGAAAGUCUUUUAGUAGUGGCUCUGACCUUUAUGUACAUCACAGAGUACACACUGGGGAAAGGCCUUAUGAGUGCAGUGAACAUACAAAAUCUUGUACCAGUAGCUCUGCCCUCCAUUUUCAUCAAGGUGUUCACACUGGAUAAAGGACUGAUUACUGCACUAAAUGAGGAAAUCCUUUAUAUGUUCCAGUAACCUCCAUUACUACCACAGAGUUCUCACCAAAGAAAUGCUUAUGAAUGUGGUGAAAGUGGAAAAUCUUUUAUCUGUUGCAUUAACUAUCAUGUUAUUAAAGACUACACACAGUUCAAAGUUUUAUGUCUGUAUGGCAUAUGGGAGAUGUUUUAUCAGUAAUCUUCAUUUUCCUUGGAGACUUCCUUUUGGAGAAAGGUCUCAUGAGUACAGUGAAAGUAGGAAAUCCUUUUUCUGUAGCAUUCCCCUCAGUUGUCAUCAGAGAGUUACCUGGAGAAUGGCCUUAUGCCUGCAGUGAAUUUGGGAAGUGUUUUUCCUGUAUUAGUGAUUUCCACUAGUAUGAAUAAACUCUAUUUAUGCUGUCAAAUAUGCAAUUUGUCAACAAAAUUGAGUUUGUUGAAAUGCAAUUUGAGUGUUGAGAGUAUGAGAAAUGUUUGCACUGUAGCCAUUCUCUUUAUUGCCAUUAGAGAAUUUACAAUGUCUAAGUUCUUAUAAGUUAAGGAAAUUUGGGAAAUCUUUUAUUAUGUAUUCAUUGCCUUUUUUAUCUUCUGAAAAUUCACACAGGUAAAAUCUUUUCAUAUACAGGCAAUAUGAGAAUUUUUUCUGUAGUACAAUCCUCCAUUAUAUUCCCAGUUUCACUCUGGAGAAUGUCCUUAUGAGUGCAGGGAAUGUGGGAAAAUGUUUUUUGAUUGUUUCUCCUUUCUUAUCAGAGUUUACAUAGGAGAUAGGUCUUAUGAUGACAUGAAAUGUGGCAAAUAUUUCACCUCAUAUCCAUAGGCAUGUUAACCAGAGUCCACAGUGGCGAAAGGAUUCAAGAGUGAAGCAAACUAGGGAAAUCUUUAGCCAUAAGAUGUUGAACAGUUCUCACUCGGUAAAAGGGUAUUUUUUAGGAAAUGUUUAUUUGUUAUCUUCAUAGUAAUGACACUGAAGAAAACUUUCUGAAAAUGUCUGAGUUUAAUUUUAUAUAUUCACACUAUGGGGAUGUCUCAGAAGUUUAAUGUUUACAUUUUGAUGUUAACUAACAAAGUACGUUCUAAACUAAUCAUGCCUUGAUGCGUUCUUACUUAUAGUGUAUGAGGGUUACAUUCUUCCACUCUAACAAAGUCUUGACUUGUUUAUUUUUAUAAUUUUAGCUCUUUCUAUGUAUUUGUCACGCUGUUUUUGUUGUUCUAGUUGCAUUUCUGUAAUAAUCUAUGGUGUGUAUUUUUCAGGAGUGUAUGUAAAUUGGAUAUGUUUUUAGUAUAUUCUGUGCUCACAUACUUUACCUAUUCUUUUAUAAUUUAGGGCUACUCUCCUUAGAAAAUAGGAGAAUGAAACAACAAAGAUAUAUGCUGUAGUGUCAUCCAUUUUAAUUCUUUGAAUAAUAAAUAAUUUUUGUUUCAUGGAAUAAUAGUUUUUAUGGAGAAAUUGUUUUAGUAGUGAAAAUAUAUUCAGAUUAUUUCUAUUCUUUUUUUGCUGUAUAGCAUAUGUAGGGACAUACGUAUACUUUAAAAAAUAAUCUACAUUCUUUACACACUUCACUGCUUUUGUAAAUUCAAUCAUUAAGUAGUAUAAUAAUUUUGCUUCUAA